UCGGUGUAGAUGCUUAGCAACAUUUGGGGAUAGCACCAGCUUCUUGUUGGCCCUCGAGCGAAAGAUUCAACUUCUCUAAUCCAUUUUUAUUGGAGUUGGAGUGUUUGUAUUAGAGUACUCUUCUUUGCAAGCAAACACCUCGACAAAUGUUGUAGAUUGCAUAUUGCCCUGUAGUAGUACUUAUGUGAACCAAGAUGAGUUCAUUUUGGAACCGAUUAUGUUAGUAGAAUGAGUCAGAAGUCAAGGUCAACUAGUUUUUGUACUCUUCGCCCCCGAUGAGAAGAAACUUCAGCCUAAGUGCCUAACCUAAUCAAACCCUUCCCACACGCAAUUCAGCACCUAGGCGUAUACUUUGGUUGGAUCUCAAAGGUUCGAAAGUCUUUUAGGAAACUGCUAGUCAACAAAGCGUGCUAGACCAAAUAAACAGCCAGUAUUAUGUUAUAUAAUAUGGGGAAGUGAAGGUGCUUGCCUUGGUAGGCGAUGCUGUGAAAUUUCUCAGCCAUGGAAGUUAUGAGUUCCUCCAGAGUUGUAUGCCUGUUUUUUCCCAUUUUUACGUAUCUUUUUAUUUCUGCUUUCACAACUGCUCGGUCGGACGAGCUGUUUCACUAUUGCGCGCCCAAUGCCAGUUUCGUCAAGAACGGCACUUACCAGGCCAAUCUUAACCACCUCCUCUCCAACCUAUCUUCCGACAUCCAAAAGGGCUCCGGCUUUUACAACGUCUCCUAUGGCCAAAACAACAAUAAGGUCAAUGCAAUUGCCCUCUGCAGAGGAGAUGUUGGGGCAGAGAUCUGUAGGAGCUGCAUCACUAACUCUACCAAGGAACUGAAAAAGGAAUGUCCUACGCAGAAGGCGGCAAUUGUUUGGCACGAUGAGUGUAUGUUAAGGUACUCCAACCGUUCAAUAUUUGGAAAAAUGCGAACAGAGCCUUAUGAAUGCAUGGCAAACAACGAGAACGCCUCCGACACGAAUCAGUUCUAUCAGGGAGUGACAACUUUGCUAGAUGACCUGAGAUCUCGGGCGGCCUCGGGUGGUACUCGGCUUAAGUUUGCAAUAGGCCUUGGAAAUGUUUCACACUCAGUAACAGUAUAUGCGCUUGUGCAAUGCACUCCUGAUUUAUCUAAGGCCGAAUGCAGCAAUUGCCUGUCUAAUGUUACUGCUUUAAUUCCACAAUGCAGUCAAGGGAGAAAGGGAGGCAGAAUACUCACACCCAGCUGUAAUUUUAGGUACGAGCAAUAUCUCUUCUACAAUACAACAGCUAAUGUGAAACCAAUAUCAAUAUCACUGCCACCAGCAUCACCACCGUCAAUAUCACCGGCACCAUCAAUAUCACUAGCACCAGCAUCACCACCAUCACUGGCACCAGCAUCAUCGCCAUCACUAUCACCACCAUCACCGCCAUCGCCACCAUUACCGCCAGCAACAUCACCGGCACCAGCAUCACCGGCACCACCACCACCACCACCACCACAAUCACCAUCCCCAAAUUCCCCGCCAACACCCGAAGCUCCUCCGCCAGCCAGUACGGCCACCAGAAAGGGGAUGAUGAGAAGCAGACUUCAGAUUCUGAUUGCAGUUGUAGGUUCAUUGUUCAGUUUCCAGUACUUAGGUUUCUAAGCCAACAGCAUCGGAUUUAUAAGGUUGGGGAGAUGGUCUAUUGAUUAGUAGUAGAAGUACUAGAAAUAGUAGCAUGAGUACAAUGAUUUGCUCUGUAUCUCCCUAAGAGAGAUCGUUGUAUUUAUGAUAGUGCUUUUAUGGGAAAGAAAUAAGAUAGGUGCUUCGAAUCACCUCAAUUGUGUUUGAUCCUCUAAAUUAUGUAAUGAUUCAAAUUACAUCAAUACUUGAUUGAUCUCCAAAUUAUGCAUUUCAAUGAUUCAACUACACUCAAGUCUUAUUAUUUGAAUGAAAGAACCCAGAAUGG
Messenger RNA from Rubroshorea leprosula, 1918 nucleotides. NCBI's taxonomy places the organism in Eukaryota, Viridiplantae, Streptophyta, Magnoliopsida, Malvales, Dipterocarpaceae. The record is from the annotation of a GenBank genome assembly.